Molecule: messenger RNA, 885 nt
Organism: Salvia splendens (bonfire salvia)
Lineage: Eukaryota; Viridiplantae; Streptophyta; Magnoliopsida; Lamiales; Lamiaceae
Exons: 3
Coding region: 1-885 (294 amino acids)
Molecular function (GO): nucleic acid binding
Source: RefSeq, a predicted model, not a curated record
AUGGAGGAGGGGUCAAGAACAACACUGUUCUUAAGCAGCAGUAGGAAGAACUUGGUGGUGCAGUUCCUACUGAAGCACCGCAUCAAUGGAGUGCUCACAAGAGGGGCAGUAAUGGAGGCAGCAGACGAGUACAGCAUAAGCAAGAAGACAGUUUAUAGGCUUUGGAACAAAGCAAAACAGCUGAUGCAAAGGGGGGAACCUGCAAUCAUGGAAGGCAAGGUUAAAGGCUAUCAUCAUUCAGAUAAGUUAACUAUAGAUGAAAGCAAAAGCACACUAGGUCAGUGGAUUAAGGAGGACAAAUUAAGGCCACAUACAAAUGCUAUCAAACUUGCCUUAACUGAUGCAAAUAAGUUAGCUAGGUUGAAGUGGUGCCUUAGCAAAAUUCAGCCAACUAUAAAUGCAGGUAGAGUUCAGUUUGAAAGCAUAGACAAUGUUGUGCAUAUUGAUGAAAAAUGGUUCUAUAUGACCAAGUCAUCAGACAGGUAUUACCUCUUGCCUGAUGAGGCUGAGCCAUAUAGGGCAUGCAAGUCAAAGAGGUUCAUCACCAAAGUGAUGUUCAUGUGUGCUGUAAGUAGGCCUGUGUUUGGCUUGGAUGGCCAAACCAAAUUUGAUGGAAAGUUAGGUAUUUUCCCUUUUACUGAAUUGGCUGCAGCAAAAAGAAAAUCCAAGAAUAGGCCUAAAGGCACACUUGAGACUAAACCAAUUCCUUCAGUCAAUAAGAGUGUGAUGAGGGACUGCAUUAUCAACAGGAUUGUACCAGCAAUUAAGGCCAAGUGGCCUGAGUGGGCAAGCAAAGAGAUCUACAUCCAGCAAGACAAUGUCACACCCCACAUAAAUGGUGUGGAUGUUGAAUUUGAGGCUGUUGCCAAAUCAGAUGGAUUUUAA